This is a messenger RNA of Salarias fasciatus (jewelled blenny), 324 nucleotides long. Its product is annotated as guanine nucleotide-binding protein G(I)/G(S)/G(O) subunit gamma-7-like. Gene Ontology annotation, cellular component: heterotrimeric G-protein complex. The record is from RefSeq and is a predicted model, not a curated record. Gene Ontology annotation, biological process: G protein-coupled receptor signaling pathway. Gene Ontology annotation, molecular function: G-protein beta-subunit binding. The transcript has 2 exons. NCBI's taxonomy places the organism in Eukaryota, Metazoa, Chordata, Actinopteri, Blenniiformes, Blenniidae. The coding region runs from base 7 to 228 and encodes 73 amino acids.
AAGGUCAUGUCAGGAAAGAUGUGCAGCGGCAGCACCAGCAUCAUUCAGGCACAGAAACUGGUGGAUCAACUUCGGGUGGAGGCAAACAUGGAGAGAUUCAAGAUCUCCCUGACAGCAGCCAGUCUGGUCAGAUACUGUCAGGAACACAGGCGAAGCGACCCUCUUCUCACUGGGAUCGCUGCCUCGUCAAAUCCUUUCAAAGACAAGAAGACCUGUGUGCUGCUUUGAGGAGACACAUUUUGUAAAUUUUGAAAAAGAUUUACAACCGUUUGGAACAUCUUUUAAUCUGCCGGUCGGCCAUGACAACAGUAUCACAUCUAUAAA